This is a messenger RNA of Staurois parvus, 351 nucleotides long. NCBI's taxonomy places the organism in Eukaryota, Metazoa, Chordata, Amphibia, Anura, Ranidae. The record is from the annotation of a GenBank genome assembly.
GCGUCCCCUUGGACGGAGGCCGGCGGCGGUCACGUCAGGUCGGUGUUACGUAACGCGUUGAGUGUGACACCGGCCAUGGCGAGCGAGGACCGCGGACAGGAGCCGGAGGUGACUUACUACACCCUGGAGGAGGUGCAGAGGAGGAACUCCGCCAAGGAGCUGUGGCUGGUCAUCCAUGGCCGGGUCUAUGACAUCACCAGCUUCGUGGAGGAGCACCCGGGUGGGGAGGAGGUCCUGUUUGAGCAGGCUGGAGCAGAUGCCACAGAGAGCUUCGAGGAUGUCGGCCAUUCUGUUGAUGCCAGAGAAAUGCUGAAGCAGUAUUACAUCGGAGACCUGCACCCGGUAAGAUGA